Molecule: messenger RNA, 1842 nt
Organism: Necator americanus (New World hookworm)
Lineage: Eukaryota; Metazoa; Nematoda; Chromadorea; Rhabditida; Ancylostomatidae
Exons: 17
Coding region: 1-1842 (613 amino acids)
Biological process (GO): attachment of mitotic spindle microtubules to kinetochore
Cellular component (GO): Ndc80 complex
Source: RefSeq, a predicted model, not a curated record
AUGCAAGCUACGGAUAGGAAGAAGUCCAUGGGUGCAAAUAGAUGGGGUGGUGCUCCCAGUUCAACUAUGAAGACUCCAACAAGACCUCGCUUCACUUUCGGAGGAAUGCAAAUAAAUUCGACUUCGAAAAAUGAUUACGGUGUUGGUCAACCUCGAUUUAGCGUGGGGACAACGGUACCUGCAAGUGCACGUAGGGCCUCAUUAUUCCGAUCUAUUACUAGCAGUUUUAAAGAUACUAGGCCAAUUACCUCUAAAGAGUACCAAAACGAAAUGAUUAGAACAAUCUACGAUUUCUUGCUUGAGCAUGAUGGGGAGAACUGUCUACCAGAGAAGGUUAUCCGUUCGCCCACCAAACAGGACUUUGUUUUCAUGUUUGAGAGUAUUUAUCAACAUUUGAAUCCUGAUUUUCAACUGAAGAAUGUCGCUGAAGAGGUGCCGAUGAUUUUCCGUGGCCUCGGUUAUCCUACUGCUAUAAAGCCAAGUACGAUGCAAACCAUCGGAGCGUCUCAUUCAUGGCCAACUUUGCUCGGUGCUCUCACAUGGUUGAUUGAAGUUGUCAACGUUAAAAAUUCCCUUCAAGACCAAGGUGGCCAGCAACUUCUUCUGGGUGGAGACGAACCUUGCGGCACCGUAAAGGCCUACAAAUACAGCUGGCUGAAUGCAGGAUUCAAGGAGUAUAUUCAGAAUGCGGAUGCGUUAAAGAGAGAAGACUUUUUCGAUGAUAAGAUACGUGCGCUGCGAAACUGGCACGAACAGCAGGAGGAUUUCGAUUCUCAACAACAAGCUAUUCAAGCGACCCUAGAUCAACUCAGCGAAGACUGCGCGGAAUUGGAAGCUGACAAAGGGAACGUGGGACGCAUCCGAGAAGAUAUCAUUCGUUUGGAUGAUGAUAUAAAGAAGGCCAUAGACUACAAGGAAGAGACAGAGAAUGAUGUGGAUCAGCUAAACGUGGAAAUGAAUGCAGCAAAAUGCGGAACACUCGCGGUUCUCAAGGAAGCAGAAGAAUAUCGUUGUCGUGUUGCUGGUCUACAUUCUGCCAUAAAAGCACAAGAAGAGAAUCAGGGACUCUGUGACAGAGAUGCUCGAGCGCUAGUUGCCGAAAUUGAUGAUAACAAACUCGCAAUGAGAAAGUUAAAAGCUGAGUUAGAGGAGCUUUGCAGGCAACACUGGCUCGAAGUUCCGAAGUGCAAGGACGCAUUGGCAGAGCAGCAGAAGCGGUACCAGAAGCUGAUGUCGGAUAUUCGGAAUUUGUAUAUGAUUGUUUUAAAUGAAAGUCCUUCCAUAAGUGAAGACACUCCAAAAGACGCAAGAGCUCUAUAUUCUGCUGUUCUAAAUGACGUUACUGCUCUCUUAGCGGAAACAGAGUCCUCAUUCCUACAAAGAAAGCAGGAUUUGGAGCAGCAUAUAAGACAGAAUUCCUCUCAAGCGGAAGAGAUCAAGCAGAAUGAUUCCGUCGAACGCCGAAUAUUACGUGACAAAGAACGAGAAGAGUCACGGGCGGAUCGACAGCGCAAACACGAAAGAGAAGAAUGGGAAAAGGAUGUGAUUGCAGCGGAGGCUGACGUUGAACGUAUAGAGAACGAGAGAGAAGUGCUGGAAAAUAGAAGAAAUGAGAUUGGAAGUCUGAAACGAGAUCUUGAAAGCAUGAAAUCUGAGAACGCACAAUUCUCUAAGAUACUGGCAGAAAAACAAUCAUGUAUCAAGGAUGAGGUGUUGUCUAGGUUUCACCUCAUUGUCAGUGAUCUCGACAUGAUGAAGGAGGCGCGCGGCUGGAUGGAAAGACAAUUAGAGGCGUUUAUAUCACAGGGAUCGUGUUUAGAUGAGGAAUGCAACGAAAACUAA